Arachis ipaensis is the source of this 2729-nucleotide messenger RNA. RefSeq names its product RING-H2 finger protein ATL66. The record is from RefSeq and is a predicted model, not a curated record. Gene Ontology annotation, molecular function: transferase activity. NCBI's taxonomy places the organism in Eukaryota, Viridiplantae, Streptophyta, Magnoliopsida, Fabales, Fabaceae. Gene Ontology annotation, biological process: protein ubiquitination.
UUGCUUCUAACUUCACUUCCACUUCCUCUCCGUUCUGAUGCUCAACCACCGUUGCAUCUCUCUUACGCCACUCGCCGCCGCCACGACACCAUGUCAACACAACACGAUUCUCGCUCUCUAAACUGGCACUACACUGAGCUAGAUGACAAAGACCUUGAAAUCCGUGGCAAAACACUCUUCUUCGUCAUCGUUCUCUUCUCCAUUAUACUCCUCACCACUGUCUUCUUCCUCUACACGCGCUGGGUCUGCCGCUACAAUCACCACCACCGCUCCUCCGCCGCCCACGCGCGCCACGCGCCGCAGUCAUCACUUCCUUCCCAGGGUCUUGACCAGGCGUCCAUAAAGAAACUUCCGAUCAUCCUCCAUCAGGCGCCAGCGGAGCCCCACGGCGGCGCGUGGGAGGAGACGGAGUGUUGCAUCUGCCUGGGCGAGUUCGUCGACGGCGAGAAGCUGAAGGUUCUUCCGGCGUGUGAACACUAUUUCCAUUGUGAAUGCGUUGAUAAGUGGCUAAUGCAACAUUCUAGUUGCCCGCUUUGUAGGGCUUCACUCAAAGUUGAAUCUUCGUUACCAAAGAUUUUGAUUCAAGAACCACCCAUUAGAAUUGACAUCCAAUUUUAAUGGAACAGAGCAUAGCGGCGAAAAAUUGGAAGACUUUCACCUUGCUGCCACAAAACAAGGUUGCAGAAGAAGGAUCUUUUUGUGUGCUGCAACAUCAACGGCGAUUGCAUCAAAAAACGCCGCUAGAAACUCGCGAAGAGUCCUUAGUAGUGCGCAAAACACUGCCGUCGCUGUUCUACCGUGUCACUGCUGUCGAUCCAUCGCCAUCGAGAUUUUGCCUCAUCCACAGUUCCUGAAACCUAUACUCUUUCAGCCAAGGUGUGCGAAAUUCCUAACUUCUGCUCCACCUUGUGCCUCUGUUUGGGUUGUCAAGUCGCACAGCUGCCAUCCGUACUUCUCCCACCGGCGUCGAAGUUUUUCAUCUCCUUGAUCGUGCGUGAAACUAUUACACUAUCCUCCACCGUGCAAAGGCAGAGCUAUCGCGGCCUCUCCCCUGUCGCUGGAACAGAGCAUAGCGGCGAAAAAUUGGAAGACUUUCACCUUGCUGCCACAAAACAAGGUUGCGGAAGAAGGAUCUUUUUGUGUGCUGCAACAUCAACGGCGAUUGCAUCAAAAAACGCCGCUAGAAACUCGCGAAGAGUCCUUAGUAGUGCGCAAAACACUGCCGUCGCUGUUCUACCGUGUCACUGCUGUCGAUCCAUCGCCAUCGAGAUUUUGCCUCAUCCACAGUUCCUGAAACCUAUACUCCUUCAGCCAAGGUGUGCGAAAUUCCUAACUUCUGCUCCACCUUGUGCCUCUGUUUGGGUUGUCAAGUCGCACAGCUGCCAUCCGUAUUUCUCCCACCGACGUCGAAUUUUUCCAUCUCCUUGAUCGUGCGUGAAACUAUUACACUAUCCUCCACCGUGCAAAGGCAGAGCUAUCGCGGCCUCUCCCCUGUUGCUGGUUUAUUCUGACACUUUGAUAUUUCCUUCUUGUUUUCAUUCUUGGUUCAGAAUUUUGAAAAAGAAUUUGUCUAUAUCUUCCAUUAAAUGUGGUUAAUUGAUGCUGUUUAGAGUUAGGGAUUUGAAGGUACCACUUUUUUUAUUUAAUCGGUGCUUUGUAUUGAAAGUGAUAGUUAGAGUAGAUAAUUGAAAAAAGGGUCAUUAUCAUUAUUAGAGGAAUGAAUUGUUCAUGGAUCGUGCUUCCUAUUUUUGGAAUUGGAAUCAGUAAACAAGAGGGACUUAGGUGCGUGUAUAGAUCAAAACAAAAAAAUGCUAAGGUGUUCAUGUUGAUCUCCAUUAUGCCCUCGGUAUGCUACUAGCAGCUAUGUUCUGCUUCUGAGUUUGGAAUUACGGAGAUUGUUCGGUUUAAUAGUUGCUGAUCUAAUGAUGUGUGUUAGGGAAAUUACUUGCAAAUUUUGAUGCUGAUUGUUGCUAUUUUUUAGUCAUUGUGCCUAUUCUGCUAUUGCUUAUUUCUUUUUAUAGUGGUUGACAUCCUAUGAAACAAAUACUCUAUUUUGGUUGUUUUAUAUAAAUAACUUUUGAGACCAAUUUUUUUCAUUCAUAUUUGUGUGUUCUUUUACUGUGAUGAAAGUGAUACAAUUAAUUAUCUUAUUUGGCAUAUUCUCGACAUGAGAUGGACCCAUCAACAAAAUGAUUGUAUUUGCUAAUUGGUGUCAGUAGGAAAGAAUUGAGGAGAUUGAGCAACAGGAUGAGUCUUCCAGAGUGUUGUCUCAAAAUGAUUUAAUUGCUCAGAUUUUCGGAAGAGAAACCAGGUAAAGUAUAUGGUGUGGGUAUCGGACCGACUCCUAGUCAACUCUUCAGUCCGAAUUUACAUGCGCCACGCAACAGAGUACAAGUAUAGGAGACACAAAAGAAGCUACUUGAACUGCAGGCAGAGCUGAAAUGCGAGAAGUUGAAAAGGAAGGCGAUGGAGGAUGAAGCAGCAUCAGAGAAGAAAAAGAAGCAGGCGAUGGAGAGUGCUCUAAUUUAUCUAUUUCAACGGCAGGGUAAGGAGCUGCCACCAGAUCGCUGCAGGGAUGAGAUCCGUGGAAUGCUAGAGUGAAAUUAGUAUAUUAGGAUUGGAGAUAUUUUGGAUUGAAACAAACAUUUUUCUUUUGAAUUAGACUAUGCAAGUCUUUGCACGAGAUUUAUUUUCUUCGUAUUUUUAUGAAUAUAUUAUUUUGUUUUGCA